Monosiga brevicollis MX1 is the source of this 1998-nucleotide messenger RNA. RefSeq lists its product as uncharacterized. NCBI's taxonomy places the organism in Eukaryota, Choanoflagellata, Craspedida, Salpingoecidae. The record is from RefSeq and is a predicted model, not a curated record. Gene Ontology annotation, molecular function: glycosyltransferase activity. Gene Ontology annotation, cellular component: membrane. The coding region runs from base 1 to 1998 and encodes 665 amino acids. The transcript has 3 exons.
AUGCAUCAUGCUCGGCGCUGCGCGGCCCUGGCAGUGAUCGUCCUCUGCACUCUACUGCUGGGUUGGUCGCUGACGCUGCAGCGACUUGUGCCCAAUGAGCCACUCGAACCGAUGUUGGAUGACCACCAUCCCACGGCACAACCAUGGCAUCAAAAGCUGGAUCCUGACUUGCCUAAACGCCUUCGCUCAGCGGGGCAGACGCUAUCUCGCCCAGACCUGUCCUUUGCUGAUGAGCGUUUUCCCAAAACAUCCGGCACGGGGUCAACAUGCAAAUUGCACUUGCCGAGCAGGAUUGCAGCGGCAGCUUCUCGAAUGUACGACCCAAACGCCUGCCAACUGGAGCCGUAUGAAUCGCUUGACGAGUUGCAGACUGUUCUUGAUCGGGCCCUGGUCUCUGUUUGCGGCCCCCUCGUGCGGCUCGAGCUUGGCCAAGUCGCUGCCCUGCCCUCGAUUGAACGCCCGGGCUACGUUUUCCGCCAUCUGAGCGAACUCGAUGCUGCUCUGCUUAAGGCCUACCAGCAUCAUGUGCUUCUCCUUCCUUGGGCAACGACUCAGUUCACAGGCCCCGCUCUCGACUUGGCUUGGUCUGUGCCUCUUGGAUGGACCACGCAACCGAGAGUGCUGAACGCCGAGUUUGCCCUCCUGCUACGUAGCUCCAACUCGACUCCACGGGUCAUUGACCCACGUGGGCAGGCAUUGAGGCAACACAUGGCCACCCCACAACUGCGCCAAGGCUGGAUAACCUCAGAGGCUGCCGUGCUGGCGAUAUCACUGCGCCGCGUUCUUCACUUCUCAGUCUGGCAUGCACUCCGCCAGGCAGACCUCGGACUACCGGUGCAGCCUGUCUUGCGUCUGCUAAUUUCCCCAGACGUAGUGCGCCAGUAUUUACACGAGGCAGGUUUGGGCGUGUUGCACGCCUUUACCUCGACGCCUUGGCCGUCACUGGAUCUGCAACCUGGGAUGUCAUUCCCCAUCCCACGCCUAGACGUCCGCGAUCAGCCCGUGGAGCAUGAGUUUGUGCCGCAGGAUGCUGGCCUACUGGAGCGCUGCACCAUGAUCAUGACCAUUUACGAGCGUCACGCUGAGCUCCCGCGCUUCCUCGCUUUCUAUCACACGGCUUCCUGCCUGCAUAAGAUCGUCGUCAUUUGGAAUUGUAUUCAAGAACCUGUGCCCAAACUCAACUGGACGCAGUACGCCGUGCCUGUUGUGCUGCGGCGCCCCACUCGCAACAGCCUCAAUAAUCGUUUUCGCCCCGACUUGGCCAUUGAAACGGAUUGCGUCAUCAACAUGGAUGAUGACUGGCUCAUGCCACACCAGGUAUUCACCAUGAAUGCCCGGGUGUGGUGGCACGGCCACCGCGAUCGGCUGAUCGGUCUCACCUACUUGGCACGGCUACACGGCCGGGCCUUUGCCAACGGAACAGGACCCUGGAUGUACUUGAAGCACAAGGAACGACCUCAGUCCAUGGUUCUACCCUCGGGCUUUGUCAGUGAAGCACAACCAUGCCUCGGCGCCUGCCACCCCCAAACAUUCCAUCACGCCGGUCUGGCCGCUAACAACGACCAUACUUAUCAUCGACGCUAUUUGCAGGCUUACACCACGGACCUGCCUGCAGCCGCUCGCGACGGAGUGGACAUGUUGAUGAACUGCGAUGACCUGCUGUUCAACCUGCUCGUGGCUUCUCGAACCGGGCACCCUCCAAUUCUAGUCGACUCUUCCGGCGUGGCGGGAGCCAAGGUCGACGCCAAAUUGGGCAAGGCCGCCGGCUUGUGGCGCCGCAGCUCCCAUAUGGAUGUGCGACAUCGAUGCUUGAACGAAUUGCUGCGCUUCUUUGGCGAUCACAUGCCGCUUCGCUACACAACUUUGACCUACGGUGUGGAGCUGAACAUUGCUCGCCCUAUCCCAAGGCGUGGUGCAGAGUUUUUGCCCCCCUUUGGCUGUGUGCGCUCUGGAUCUGGCUGCAAGGACGAUUGUGUCGAAUGUACCGAGCUGGCCUAA